GCCACAACUUUCUCCACAACACGUGUGUGAGUGUGCACGCGAUCACCGCAACACCAACAUACCACACACUCGUUUCUUCCGCGAUUGAGUAACACACCAUCGACCGACUGACUGCAUCGUUAAUAGCCCACGGUGGUGACUUGAACCAGUCGUUGUUCAGCCAGCAGAGACUGCUUUCGUGAUGACGACCACCGCUGCUGCUGCCGGAGGGCGUUUCAGUGUGAACAAGUGUCCGCCGGAAUAUCAGGAGUACGUUUGCGAUCUUUCCGAUAGGGAUCGUCAGCUGGCCAAGGUGGAGCUGGGUGAAGAUGAUCAGGUUCGAACGCAAGGGUUGCAGCACAUGCGGGACUGGAUCGGGCGUCAUCCGCACAUCCGCAAGUGUCGAACCGAUCCGGUGUUCCUGUUAAGGUUCCUAAGGGCGCGAAAGUUCAACCUGCCACAAGCAUGUGAUAUGCUCGAAAGGUAUCUGUCGAUGAGGCAGGUGUUUCGGAUUUGGUUCGAAAAUCUGGACCCCGAAGAUAAGUACAUGAAGCAGUGCGUGGCGACUGAAGGGGCACUUCCCCUGGGGGUUGACAAGCGUGGUCGUAUGGUGGGACUGAUUCGCGUGCGUAACUUUGACGCCGCCAAGUUCACGUGCCACCAUUUGGGGCGGUUCACGCACAUGGCGCUGGAGAGUUUCUACGACGAUCAGCGGGUUCAAAUCGGAGGUGGUGUAGCGAUCGUCGACUGUCAGGGCGCAACAAUGGCCCAUUUUACGCUGUUUAAGCUGUCCGACAUCCGAAACUUCAUGGAAUGCCUCAAGCAUGCACUGCCCGUUCGUGUUCAGGAGGUGCACGUGAUCGGGCUGCCUCGGAUUGGCGCCGCCAUCGGGGAUCUCAUUCUUAACUUUGCCAGUGCCGAGAUGAAACGGAGGAUCUUUUUCCACUCAACGCUCGAGGACGCCAUGAAGCAGCUUGACCAGUCACUGCUGCCCGUUGAGUAUGGGGGCGUUCAGGACGCACGGGACAUCGUCGAGCGGCUCCGGAAACGACUGGAGGACGGACGUGACACGCUGAUACAGCUUGACGAGCUGGAAAUCGACGGGGAGCCGUACGCUGCCUUUUGGAACCAGGGCCAGGACGAGGAUGUGGAGUUUGGCAUGGAGAUUGACUGAGGUUUAUAAUGGUCUGGAGUGAUACGUAAUUUUAUAAUGUUGAGUUUUAAAGCUGCACGAGGCAGAUCUCUAUCCAUGUUUAUGCGUUCUUAAAUGUUCUAAUUGUACUAAAAACACUAGGGUUAAUGUUUUACUCAAGAUUUUAAUCAUUUUAUCUAGCAUUAAAAAAAUAUAAAAAUCAGAAU
Messenger RNA from Culex quinquefasciatus (southern house mosquito), 1338 nucleotides. Its product is annotated as clavesin-2. Bases 182 to 1153 code for a protein of 323 amino acids. Lineage: Eukaryota; Metazoa; Arthropoda; Insecta; Diptera; Culicidae. The record is from RefSeq and is a predicted model, not a curated record. The transcript has 2 exons. Gene Ontology annotation, molecular function: phosphatidylinositol bisphosphate binding. Gene Ontology annotation, cellular component: membrane.